Messenger RNA from Paramecium pentaurelia, 530 nucleotides. NCBI's taxonomy places the organism in Eukaryota, Ciliophora, Oligohymenophorea, Peniculida, Parameciidae. The record is from the annotation of a GenBank genome assembly.
AUGAAAGACUAUAAUUCAAUAUCAACUCUUAAAGAACAAUCAAAAGAAGGAUUUUCAGAUUCAUCAAUAGUAGAACCAUCUAUACAAAACAAUAACCAUUAGAAUAUGCUAAUAAAUCAUGAAGAUUAAAGAUUAAUGGAGAGAAAAAGCAAUAUGAAGAAUUAAAAAAAAUAACGAUAAGGAAGAAAAUCUAGAAAUUUUACAAUCUAAGAGGAUCAAAAGCUUUUAAGAUUCAUAUUAAUGUAUGGACCGAAAUUUAAAUUAAUAUAAAGAAAGAUGUCUGGAAGACCAUUAAAUAUUUUAAAGAAUAGAUACUAUAGAGAUUUAAGAUAUAGAUGGGAUGAGGUUUUAGGAACGUAAUCUUAUUCAAUUCAAUAUUUUUUAGGGAAUUUGCUCAUUUGAAUGAAUAAAAAGUAGAUCCAAUUACUGAUGAAAUAUGGAAAAAUUCCCCACUUGAUCCAGAUCUAUCAAAAAUAAUGAUAAACAUGGUAACGUAAUUGUAAAAUGUAAUCACAAAAUGCUUAAAUUGA